CGCAACGGACCCAUGUUUGCGCACAGUUGAGCCCGUGCGCUCUCGGUCUCUCGGUACCGUUAUGUCCUGGGAGCACCGCGGGAGGGAUGCUCAUUCACGGUGACUUAUUCUGGAAAGUGAUGCCCAGUUAGCACCUAUGGAUGUGAGGAUGGGUGACUCCCACCAGUACGAGUGAGUGGAAAGAUGCUGCUCGGAUGGAAAUUAUUCCUGUAUGGAUACAAAAAGAAGAAGGAGAUGGAUGUUGAAUGUGCCUCCUGCAGGUGCAGCAUGCUGAAGGGGACAGGUGUGAGCUUCAUCCUGCUGUGUCUGAUGGCAGAGGUCAGUCUCAGCGCGCAGCAGGUCUUGAGAAUCGGUGGGAUUUUCGAGACACUUGAGAAUGAACCGAUUAGCGUGGAGGAACUUGCCUUCAAAUUCGCUGUAACCAACAUUAACAGAAACAGAACUUUAAUGCCCAACACCACCCUCACCUACGACAUCCAGAGAAUCAACCUGUUCGACAGCUUCGAGGCCUCUAGACGAGCCUGUGAUCAGCUGGCUCUCGGUGUGGCCGCCGUGUUCGGCCCGUCCCACAGUUCUUCAGUGAGUGCAGUCCAGUCCAUCUGCAACGCUCUGGAAGUUCCUCACAUCCAGACCCGCUGGAAACACCCGUCUGUGGACAACAAGGACAGUUUCUACAUCAACCUUUACCCAGAUUACGCCUCCAUUAGCCGCGCCGUGCUCGACAUCGUGCAGUUCUACAAAUGGAAAGCAGUGACGGUGGUGUACGAGGACGCAACAGGGCUAAUUCGUCUUCAGGAGUUGAUCAAGGCUCCGUCACGCUACAGCAUCAAGAUCAAAAUCCGACAGUUACCGAUGGGAAGUAAAGAUGCUCGGCCGCUUCUUAAAGAAAUGAAGAAGGGGAAAGAGUUUUGUGUCAUCUUUGACUGCUCAUACCAGACUGCAGCAGCCGUCCUCAAACAGCUCUUGUCUAUGGGCAUGAUGACUGAAUAUUACCAUUUCUUCUUUACCACUCUGGAUCUGUUUGCAUUGGACCUGGAGCCGUACCGAUACAGUGGCGUGAACAUGACGGGUUUCCGUCUGCUCAACAUCGACAACACUCAUGUGGCGUCAGUGGUGGAGAAAUGGUCCAUGGAGAGACUGCAGGCUCCACCCAAACCCGAGACCGGCCUGCUGGACGGAAUGAUGACAUCUGAAGCAGCGCUGAUGUAUGACGCUGUGUAUAUGGUCGCUGCUGCGUCCCAGCGAGCGUCUCAGGUCACCGUCAGCUCACUGCAGUGUCACCGACACAAACCCUGGCGCUUCGGCUCACGAUUCAUCAGCAUGCUCAAAGAGGCUCAGUUGAACGGACUGACCGGACAGAUCAUCAUAAACAAGACAGACGGCCUGAGGAAAGACUUCGACCUCGACAUCAUCAGUCUGAAAGAGGACGGGAUGGAAAAGCAGUUUAUGGAAAGUGGUCGUUUUAACAAAGUAUGGAAGAAGAUCGGUGUGUGGAACUCAAACACCGGCCUUAACCUGACAGAUAGCAACAAAGACAAAAACACCAACGUCACCGACUCCAUGGCCAACCGCACUCUCAUCGUCACCACAAUUCUGGAAAACCCAUAUGUGAUGUACAAGAAGUCAGAUAAGCCUCUGUAUGGGAACGAUCGGUUUGAAGGCUACUGUUUGGAUCUCCUGAAGGAGUUGUCCAACAUCCUAGGCUUUUCCUAUGAAGUCAAACUGGUGUCUGAUGGGAAAUACGGAGCUCAGAAUGACAAAGGAGAGUGGAACGGCAUGGUCCGAGAGCUGAUCGAUCAUGUGGCAGAUUUGGCCGUGGCGCCGCUCACCAUCACUUACGUGCGAGAGAAAGUCAUCGAUUUUUCCAAGCCCUUCAUGACUCUGGGAAUCUCUAUCCUCUACCACAAACCCAAUGGCACCAAUCCAGGUGUCUUCUCCUUCCUGAACCCGCUCUCUCCGGACAUCUGGAUGUAUGUGCUGCUGGCUUGCCUCGGGGUCAGCUGUGUGCUGUUCGUCAUUGCCAGGUUCACCCCGUAUGAAUGGUACAACCCUCAUCCCUGCAACCCUGAUUCAGAUGUUGUUGAGAACAACUUCACCUUAAUCAACAGCGUUUGGUUUGGUGUUGGAGCUCUUAUGCAGCAAGGAUCGGAGUUGAUGCCCAAGGCUUUGUCCACCAGGAUUGUUGGAGGUAUCUGGUGGUUCUUCACCCUCAUCAUCAUCUCGUCCUACACGGCUAACCUGGCCGCCUUCCUCACCGUGGAGCGAAUGGAUUCGCCCAUAGACUCGGCCGAUGAUCUGGCCAAACAGACCAAGAUUGAGUAUGGUGCUGUGAGGGACGGGUCUACUAUGACUUUCUUUAAGAAAUCAAAGAUCUCCACCUAUGAGAAGAUGUGGGCGUUCAUGAGCAGCCGGAAGAACACAGCCCUGGUGAAGAAUAACAGAGAGGGAAUCCAGCGCGUUAUGACCACAGAUUACGCUCUUCUGAUGGAGUCCACCAGCAUCGAGUACAUCAGCCAGAGAAACUGCAACCUCACGCAGAUUGGAGGACUCAUCGACUCAAAGGGCUACGGAGUCGGCACUCCUAUUGGUUCCCCGUAUCGUGACAAGGUGACCAUCGCCAUCCUGCAGUUACAGGAGGAGGGGAAACUGCACAUGAUGAAGGAGAAGUGGUGGCGAGGAAACGGCUGUCCCGAGGAGGACAGUAAAGAGGCCAGCGCUUUGGGAGUGGAGAACAUCGGAGGAAUCUUCAUCGUGCUGGCGGCCGGACUCGUCCUGUCCGUGUUCGUGGCCAUCGGCGAGUUUAUCUAUAAAUCCAGGAGGAACCUGGACAUCGAGGAGGUGAGCGUGGGACAGUGUGAAUGGCACAAUAAAUACUGAUGGACAUCACAGGACUUCUGAGGACGUCACUGGGAGUUUUAUAAUGUACUUUUGCUCCUCGACCUUCUUAAAACCAGAUAUACUCUGACUAAACAACACUUAAAUGAUGUUAGCCGUGUGAGAAUUGGUGGCGACGUUGGACGCUGAGCAACAUUUUCAACAUCAACUUUUUUUUUUUUUACAUUUUUCAGAUGGACAAACAAUAAGAUGAAAAGUAUCUGUCAGUAAAAUAUGAAUAAAGACAGGAGUGUAAGUUCGCAGUUCAACUAUUACACCAGUUACUAUAUUGUAGAGUAGUUCACAUCCAUGUAGUGUGUAUUUAGAUUUAAAGACUGUCUUUACAGACAUAUUCCUCCUUAAUUUAUGACAAGACAUGUCUGUGAGUUUUAUUAUAGGUGAUGUGUGUAAUUUUUCCAUGUUAAAAUUAGUCAAUUAUACAUCAUUCAUUCAUAGGUUGAUUUUCCCGAAGAGUGCAACCAACAUUAUUCUGUUUUAUUUUGUUUUAAACAUUUUUGUUUGAAAUGAAUUACAAUUGCACAUUACAAUUUAUUGCAAUAAUGGGGAAGUC
Molecule: messenger RNA, 3445 nt
Organism: Sinocyclocheilus anshuiensis
Lineage: Eukaryota; Metazoa; Chordata; Actinopteri; Cypriniformes; Cyprinidae
Product: glutamate receptor ionotropic, kainate 1
Exons: 16
Coding region: 184-2877 (897 amino acids)
Biological process (GO): monoatomic ion transport
Cellular component (GO): membrane
Molecular function (GO): signaling receptor activity; ligand-gated monoatomic ion channel activity
Source: RefSeq, a predicted model, not a curated record